AUGAAUGAGUAAUUACGAUUUAUAAAACUUGAAGAAUCUAUCGAAUAACUGAGUAAGUCUUUUCUGCCUCAUCUCAGUUCGAUUUAGUAAAUCUAAUAAAAGUUGUCUGCUUUGGAUGUUUUUAUUACGAAUAAUCCAAGGGUUGAUUUGAUUAGUGAUACAAUCUAACUUUUAAACUCUUAAUUAAAGAUCUAAGAGAGAAUUAGCUCAAUAGAAUCAUAACAUACGAAAUUCACAAGUCAUUAUGAUGAAAUUUUAAAUAGACAUUCUGGUUAUAUUAUGUAAAUAUAACCUUGGAUUGAUGAGAUGCAUAAGUUAAAUAUUUUAUAUUUAUUCUAAUAGGAUUUUAGAGGAAGCUAAAUAAAAUAGAGAAAUGAAUAAUCAGAUGAAGUUCAAUUUCAAAGAGAUGAAUUAAAAGUAUAAAGAAUAUACAGGAAUCCUUUUGUAAAAUGAUAGAUUGACUUAGAAUUAUAAAACUCGUCUUGAUUAAUUCGAAACUUAAUUAGCUUCUAAGAUUGAUCACUCAGAAAUAACAAAGGUUUAAGAUUUAAUGAGAAGAGACUUUGUAACUUGUAUUGAAUUGGAUAAUAUCAAAAAUUAGAUUCAGUAAAGGCUAGAUCGAUUGUAAGGAGAGAUGGGUACUAAAUAAUAAAUGGGAAUUAUUUAGGAUAAUAUUUAAUUUAUAAGAGAUCGUUAGAUUUCUGUAUUAAGUGAAUUAGUUGAUAAAAAAGUGGAUGAUCUAGCAAAUAAUAAAUUGAAGGUAUAUGCGACUAAAAAUGAUUAAAGAGUCUUUGAAGAUAGAACAAAUUAAGUUUGUAAGAUAUUAUCAGAGAAAAUAUUGAUGAUGCAAAAAGAAACAACAGAAGAAUAAAAAUUAAUAUAAGAAUAAAUGAAAGAGUAGAAUUAAAAAUUAAUUGACUUUAAAUAAUAAUUAAACGUCAUCAAUUCCACAUUUUAAAAAUUUGUAAUGAAAGAUGAAUUAUAAAUUGCUAUGUAGAAGACAUUACGUUUGUAAAGAGAAUCAGAGUAUCUAAAUGAAAAAUUGGAAUCAAUAAGUGCUGAAAUAUUUGAAUAAAAAGUCUCUAUUUAAGCAUUUAAUAAAUAAAAAAAUUUAGAAAUUUAAAAUUUACAACAUUAAUUCAUACAAAAAGAAGGAGAAAGUGUAACUUAUUGUGAUAGUCCAAAAAGAGCUGAUAUUUCUCAAGAAGAAAUGGAUAGUGUUCCAUCUUCUCCAAGAAAAAAAAUUAGAAAAUCCCUUUAAAGAUAAGGAUCAAUUAUAACUUCAGAUAUGAUGUAAAGAAUAUUUCAAAGAUCAGAUACUAGAAUUUAAGAGUUAUAAAACUAAUUAGAUGAAAUUAGAUAGAGAUUGCCUAAAACAAGUAAAUUUUAAGAAACAAUUACACAACCUGUAUCUGAUACUAUAAAUAUCAGAAUGGAAUACUUUAACUAAAUGAUAAUUUAAAUACUUGAAGAAUCAAAAAAGUUUAAGAAUUAAUUUGAACUUAUAAAUUAAUAGAUAUUGAUACUCAAUAAUAGACCUCAAUUAAAAGAAGAUACACUGUAAUUAAUAGAUGAAAAAAUGAGAUUUAUUUAGGAAUUGGAAUUUAAACUUGAAUAAAAAUGUGAUUCAUCUUUAGUAAUUCCUAUUUUAGAUUCUAAAGCUAAUGCUUAAGAAUUUAUGGAAAUAAAAUAAUUAUCUAAAUAAUUGAAGUAAUGUGUUUUGGACACAAUAAAUAGUUUAAGAACCUUUUUUACUUCUGAUUAAAAUGAUUAGAUUAAAGAUUUAUUAAUAAAUUAAUUAAGUCGAUAUUUAUGUUAUUUUGUGAGAUAAAUAGAAGGUCAUCAAUAAGCUUAAAGUGAAUAAUCAUAAUAGAAUAAUACAUAAUAAAUAAAAUAUCUUUAGCCAAAAUAUAAUUCUUCAAGAAUGAAAUCUCACUCAUCUUGUUCAAAAAGAAGAGAAACUGAUUAUGAAAUAAGAGGUAGAACAGUUAAUAGAAAUAUUACAGAGACUGCUGUAUAUAAUUCAUUGAGAUCAUCCCCUUUAGCAUUUAGAUUAGUGAAUUAAAAUAAAUAGAGUGCAACAAUAGUGAAAAGAUUGAAAGUUUAAUGA
Messenger RNA from Paramecium sonneborni, 2110 nucleotides. The record is from the annotation of a GenBank genome assembly. NCBI's taxonomy places the organism in Eukaryota, Ciliophora, Oligohymenophorea, Peniculida, Parameciidae.